CAAGUCUUCUGAUCACAAUAAGAUUCUAUCUUCAACUGAUUCUCCUUCUAAUAUGGUAUCAGAGCACUAGCCAAGUUCAGCUAGUCGAUCCAACUCAAACUCCUUCUUCCUCGGCAUUCUCAAAUUCACUUCCUCCCCAAGUAAAUCUGCCCUCAUCUUCCCUGUGUUCUCCCGUUCAAUUUUUCGGCGGGGCCUAAUACUUCUUCCCAUCACCAGUUCACCCCAUCCCCUAUUUUUCCCUUCCUCCUCUCUGUCACCAUGUCCGGCAGCUCCAACAUUGACAACACGACCACUUCUGCCGAGGUUCCAGCCAUUAUCACAUUCAAUCCGGCUGCUCAGCUUCCCCUGAAGCUCACCUCCACCAACUUCGCCUCCUGGCGUUCUCAGCUCGACACGCUGCUCAUGGGUCUUGACCUCUUUGGCUACAUGGAUGGCACCACUAUCGCUCCUCCUCGCACAAUUUCAAUUGGCUCUGCAGAGAUGCCCAAUUCCCAAUAUCAGCACUGGUUCAGGCAAGACAAACUCAUCCUCCCCGCCCUACGCUGUUCGAUUUCCGAAUCGAUUUACUAUUUUGUAUCUGCUGCCUCUACAUCGAGGGAUGCGUGGUUAAUUCUUGAAAAAUUGUAUGCGAGCAAUGCUCAGUCUCGCGUAAUUCACUUGAAAGGGAAGUUGGCCAAAACUUCAAAGGGGGAUCGCGAUAUCCUCACCUUUGUAAAUGACCUCAAGAGCACAGCUGAGGAGCUCGCUCUCAUCGGCAAACCUGUCUCUGAUCUCGAUCUCGUCGUCUAUUGUCUCCGCGGCCUGGGUGAGGAAUAUGCCGCCUUUGCUGCCGCCAUUCGCGCUCGGGGCCCUGGUCUCUGCCUCGAGGAUUUGGUUGACUCUCUAGUGGAAUAUGAAGCCGACCUCAAUGCUCAGGUGCGCCAGUCGGUUCCGGCGGCGUUUUAUUCACAGGGACGAAGCAGUUUCAGCGGCGGCGGCGGUGCUUCAUCUAGAGGAGGCUCGCCCACUUCUCGCUCCCCGUGCGGGUUUCCAUCCCAGCGGGCUUCCUCCCCGCGUCCAGCAGCUACUGCCCAGCGGGCCUUAGGCCCACCCGCCACCAACCUCCAUUAUGGGCCGCCUCCUGCAGUCUCCAGUCCCCGCAGGCCCACUGUGAUUUGCCAGUUUUGUGAGCGCCCGGGGCACUCUGUACGCCAAUGCUUCAGGCUGUUUCCCCAGGCCCGUCAGGCUCAAGACCAUCACACGGCUGCUACUCGUGCCUCAACUUCCAGCCCAUGGCUCCUUGACUCUGCCGCCUCCCAUCAUGUUACCUCCGAGCUAGGCAAUUUAUCUCUAUAUUCGGAUUAUACCGGCCCAGAUGAGAUACUCGUUGGCGACGGCACAGGUUUGCAAAUAACACAUAUUGGGUCUACUACACUGCACAAUUCCUCCUCUUACUUUCACCUAGAUGAUGUGUUAUGUGCUCCUGCUAUCAAACGAAAACUUAUCUCUGUUGCCAAGCUUUGUCGUACUAAUCCCAUUUCGGUGGAAUUUUUUGAUGAUUGUUUUGUUGUGAAGGAUCUUCGCACGGGGGCGUCGUUACUGAAGGGGGCAAAUAAUGGGGACGUCUAUGAGCUCCCUGGGGAUGUGGAACCGUUCGUCUUGCUCUCAUGACCACUCGCACCUCUUCCACAUCCUGGCACGCUCGUCUCGGCCAUCCCUCUACCUCUUCCCUCACCAGUCUGCUUCGCGCACAUUCCUUGCCAGUAUCAUCCUCUCCCAUCAGUAGUCAUUUUCAUUCUUGUCUUUCCAAUAAAAGUCACAAACUACC
Linum trigynum is the source of this 1807-nucleotide messenger RNA. The record is from the annotation of a GenBank genome assembly. Lineage: Eukaryota; Viridiplantae; Streptophyta; Magnoliopsida; Malpighiales; Linaceae.